UGCUCCUUGGGCCGCCUUGACUUCCCACAUCGGGACUCGGCAGAGGCCGAGAAGGUAGAGCAAGCGAGGCACCGCCGCCCCACGGCGGGGGGGCUACCGACGAGGACAAACCGCCGCCGAGCCCCAGGCAGAGCCCUGCUGGAUGUCAGCGGAGAGAUGGCCGUGAGCUCAGCCCGGUGCUCAGUCCUGCCGCUCUGGCUCCUCUGGGGCGCUGCGUGCGCCGCCGCGGCGGCCGGGAACCACAACACUUUUCCUUUUGACAUUGAAGGGAGCUCAGCGGUCGGCAGACAAGACGCGCCCGAGACGAGCGAGCCCCGCGUGGCUCCCGGAAGGCUGCCGCCUGCUGCCAAGGAAUGUGGUGCUGGAUUCUUUCUCGCCCAGUCCGGAGAAUGUAUGCCUUGUGGCUGCAACGGUAACUCUGAUGAGUGCUUGGACGGCUCUGGAUUCUGUAUGCACUGCCAGCGGAACACGACAGGAGAGCACUGUGAGAAAUGUCUAGAUGGUUAUAUCGGAGAUUCCAUCAGAGGACCACCCCGGUUUUGCCAGCCGUGUCCCUGUCCCCUACCCCAAAUGGCCAAUUUUGCAGAAUCCUGCUAUAGAAAAAACGGAGCCGUUCGGUGUAUUUGUAAAGAAAACUAUGCUGGACCUAACUGUGAAAGAUGUGCCCCCGGUUACUAUGGAAACCCCUUGCUGAUUGGAAGCACCUGUAAGAAAUGUGACUGCAGUGGAAAUUCAGAUCCCAACCUGAUCUUUGAAGAUUGUGAUGAGGUCACCGGCCAGUGUAGGAAUUGCCUACGCAACACCACGGGAUUCAAGUGUGAACGCUGUGCCCCUGGCUACUAUGGGGAUGCCAGGAUAGCCAAGAACUGUGCAGUGUGCAAUUGUGGGGGAGGCCCAUGUGACAGCGUAACUGGAGAAUGCUUGGAAGAAGGUUUUGAACCCCCUACAGGCAUGGACUGCCCAACCAUAAGCUGUGAUAAGUGCAUCUGGGAUCUGAUUGAUGACCUUCGAUUAGCAGCCCUCUCGAUUGAAGACAGCAAAUCUGGUCUGUUGAGUGUCUCAUCCGGUGCGGCUGCUCAUAGGCACGUGAAUGAACUCAACUCCACCAUCUUCCUCCUCAAAGUAGGCAGCCAUGUUGUACCUUUAGCUGGAUCUCAUGCUGGUCUUACAGGACUGCUCCUAGAACUCCUAUCCUUUCUAUCAUCUCAGUCCCAUGGCUUAGGGAUGAUGGAUUGGCAAGUGAAGACUCUGAAGGAAAGUCAAGUCUCAAGAAGGGGCAAGCUGGCCCAGAAGGAAAGCAUGGAUACCAUUAACCACGCAACUCAGCUUGUGGAGCAAGCUCAUGAGAUGAGGGAUAAAAUUCAAGAGAUCAACAACAAGAUGCUCUAUUAUGGAGAGGAGCAGGAACUUACCUCUGAGGAAAUCUCUGAGAAGCUGGUGUUGGCCCAGAAGAUGCUUGAGGAGAUCAGACGCCGUCAACCAUUUCUCACCCAAAGGGAGCUGGUGGAUGAAGAAGCAGACGAAGCCCAUGAACUGUUGAACCAGGCUGAGAGUUGGCAGCGGCUGUCCAAUGAUACUCGCUCUCUAUUCCCUGUCGUUUUGGAGCAGUUGGAUGACUACAGUGCUAAGCUGUCAGACCUCCAGGAAUCACUGGACCAGGCUCUUGACCACAUCAGGGAUGCCGAAGACAUGAACAGAGCCACGGCAGCCAAGCAGCGGGACCACGAGAAACAACACGAGAGAGUGAGGGAACAAAUGGAAGGGGUGAACGGUUCUCUGAAGACGUCUUUGGAUUCUCUGACAACACCUCGUCUGACCCUUUCAGAACUUGAUGAUACAAUAAAGAAUGCAUCAGGGAUUUAUGCGGAAAUAGAUGGAGCCAAAAAUGAACUACAAGGAAAACUAUCCAACCUAAGUAACCUUAGUCAUGAUUUAGUCCAAGAAGCUGUUGACCAUGCACAGAACCUUCAACAAGAGGCUGAUGAAUUGAGCAGGAAUUUGCACAGUUCAGAUAUGAAUGGGCUGGUACAGAAGGCUUUGGAUGCUUCAAAUGUCUAUGAAAAUAUUGCCAAUUAUGUUAGUGAAGCCAAUGAAACGGCAGAAUUGGCUUUGAAUAUCACUGACCGAAUUUAUGAUGCUGUGAGUGGGAUUGAUACUCAAAUCAUUUACCAUAAGGAUGAGAGUGAGAACCUCCUCAAUCAAGCCAGAGAACUGCAAGCCAAGACAGAUCCUAGCAAUGAUGAGGCAGUAGCUGACACCAACAGGCGUGUGGAUGGAGCCCUAGCAAGGAAGAGUGCUCUCAAAAACAGAUUGAAUGAUGCCAUUAAGCGACUACAAGCCACAGAGAGAGGUGACACUCCACAGCGCCUGGGUCAGUCGAAGCUGAUCACGGAGGAGGCUAACAAGACCACAGUGGAAGUCCAGCAGGCAGCCACUCCCAUGGCUAACAAUCUAACCAACUGGUCGCAAAAUCUUCAGAGUUUUGACUCUUCUGCUUACAACACUGCAGUGGACUCUGCCCAAGAUGCAGUAAGAAAUCUGACAGAGGUUGUCCCUCAGCUCCUGGAUCAGCUCCGCACCGUAGAACAGAAGCGGCCUGCGAGCAACGUCUCUGCCAGCAUCCAGAGGAUCCGGGAGCUUAUUGCUCAGACCAGGAGCGUGGCCAGCAAGAUCCAAGUCUCAAUGAUGUUUGACGGCCAGUCAGCAGUCGAGGUGCACCCCAAAACCAGUAUGGAUGACUUAAAGACCUUCACGUCCCUGAGCCUGUACAUGAGACCUCCCCCCGUGAAGCAGCCAGAGCUGGCUGGGGCUACAGACCGCUUCAUCCUGUACCUCGGAAGCAAACACGCCAAAAAAGAAUACAUGGGUCUUGCAAUCAAAAACGAUAACCUGGUAUACAUUUAUAAUUUGGGAGCUAAGGAUGUAGAGAUUCCCCUGGACUCCAAACCCGUCAGUACCUGGCCUGCCUACUUCAGCAUUGUCAAGAUUGAAAGGGUAGGAAAACAUGGAAAGGUGUUUUUGACAGUCCCAAGUCUAAGUAGCACUGCAGAGGAAAAGUUUAUUAAAAAGGGAGAAUUUGCGGGAGAUGACUCCUUGUUGGAUCUGGACCCUGAGGACACCGUGUUUUAUGUUGGUGGCGUGCCUUCAAACUUCAAGCUCCCAGCAAGCUUAAACCUGCCUGGCUUCGUUGGCUGCCUGGAAUUAGCCACUUUGAAUAGUGAUGUGAUCAGCUUGUACAACUUUAAGCACAUCUAUAACAUGGAUCCCUCCAAGUCAGUACCCUGUGCCAGAGAUAAACUGGCCUUCACUCAGAGUCGGGCCGCCAGCUAUUUCUUCGAUGGCUCUAGUUAUGCCGUAGUAAGGGAUAUCACGAGGAGGGGGAAAUUCGGUCAGGUGACUCGCUUUGACAUAGAAGUUCGAACACCAGCUGACAAUGGCCUCGUGCUCCUGAUGGUCAAUGGAAGUAUGUUUUUCAGCUUGGAAAUGCGCGAUGGUUACCUACAUGUGUUCUAUGACUUUGGAUUUAGCAAUGGCCCUGUGCAUCUUGAGGACACAUCAAAGAGAGCUCAAAUUAAUGAUGCAAAAUACCAUGAGAUCUCAAUCAUUUACCACAACGAUAAGAAAAUGAUUUUGGUGGUUGACAGACGACAUGUCAAGAGCAUGGACAAUGAAAAGAUGAAGAUACCUUUUACAGACAUAUACAUUGGAGGGGCUCCCACAGAAAUUUUACAAUCCAGGACCCUCAGAGCGCACUUUCCCUUAGAUGUCAGCUUCAGAGGAUGCAUGAAGGGUUUCCAGUUCCAAAAGAAAGAUUUCAAUUUAUUAGAGCAGACAGAAACCCUGGGAGUUGGUUAUGGAUGCCCAGAAGACUCUCUUAUAUCUCGCAGAGCAUAUUUCAAUGGGCAGAGUUUCAUUGCUUCAGUUCAGAAAAUAUCUUUCUUCGAUGGUUUCGAAGGAGGUUUUAAUUUCCGAACGUUACAGCCAAAUGGGUUACUAUUCUAUUAUGCUUCAGGAUCGGAUGUGUUCUCCAUCUCAUUGGAUAACGGCACUGUGGUCAUGGAUGUCAAGGGAAUCAAGGUGCGGUCGGCCGAUAAGCAGUACAACGACGGGCUGUCCCACUUCAUCAUUACCUCUGUCACACCUGCAAGGUACAGCUUCUCACUUUAUAUUCUUCCCACCAGAUGCCUUUAUUCGUUGGAUAGAGAUGUGGAGGUCGAAGAUUUCCAGCGAUAUUUGGAAAAGGUCCACACUUCUCUUUAUGAGUGUCCUAUUGAGUCUUCGCCUUUGUUCCUCCUCUACAAAAAAAGGAAGAAUUCCUCAAAGCCUAAAACAAGUCAGAAUAAAAAGGGAGAGAAAAGUAAAGAUGCACCUUCGGGGGAUCCUGCCAGCCUGAAGUUCCCAGAGAGGAAUGUUCCAAGGGAUUCUUACUGCCACCUUUCCAACAGUCCUAGAGCAAUAGAGCACGCCUAUCAGUAUGGAGGGACAGCCAACAGCCGCCAAGAGUUUGAACACUUAAAAGGAGAUUUUGGUGAAAAAUCUCAGUUCUCCAUUCGUCUGAAAACUCGUUCCUCCCAUGGGAUGAUUUUCUAUGUCUCAGAUCAAGAAGAGAAUGACUUCAUGACUCUAUUCUUAGCCCACGGCCGUUUGGUUUUCAUGUUUAAUGUUGGCCACAAGAAACUGAAGAUUAGAAGCCAAGAGAAAUACAAUGAUGGAUUGUGGCAUGAUGUGAUAUUUAUUCGGGAAAAGAGCAGUGGCCGACUGAUCAUUGAUGGCCUUCGAGUCCUAGAAGAGAGUCUUCCUCCUAGUGGAGCUGCCUGGAACAUCAAGGGUCCUAUUUAUUUGGGAGGUGUGGCUCCUGGAAGGGCCGUGAAAAAUGUCCAGAUCAACUCAGUCUACAGUUUCAGUGGCUGUCUCGGCAAUCUUCAGCUCAACGGGGCGUCCAUCACCUCUGCUUCUCAGACAUUCAGCGUGACCCCUUGUUUUGAAGGUCCAAUGGAAACAGGGACCUACUUUUCAACAGAAGGAGGAUACGUGGUUCUAGAUGAGUCUUUCAAUAUUGGACUGAAGUUUGAGAUUGCAUUUGAAGUCCGUCCCAGAAGCAGUUCCGGAACCCUUGUUCAUGGCCACAGUGUCAACGGAGAGUACCUAAAUGUUCACAUGAAGAAGGGGCAGGUCCUAGUGAAAGUCAACAAUGGCAUCAGAGACUUUUCCACCUCAGUAACGCCCAAGCAGAGUCUCUGUGAUGGCAGAUGGCACAGAAUUACAGUUAUUAGAGAUUCCAAUGUGGUUCAGCUGGAUGUGGACUCUGAAGUGAACCAUGUGGUUGGACCCCUGAAUCCAAAACCAGUCGAUCACAGGGAGCCUGUAUUCGUUGGAGGUGUUCCAGAGUCUCUACUGACACCACGCUUGGCCCCCGGCAGACCCUUCACAGGCUGCAUCCGUCACUUUGUGAUUGACGGGCGCCCUGUGAGCUUCAGCAAAGCAGCCCUGGUCAGCGGCGCUGUGAGCAUCACCUCUUGUCCUGCAGCCUGACACCCAGAGCAAAGCUGCCCCCGUACAAAGUUCUUUAGAGCACUGAAAGAAACACAAAGCCAGCCAGGAGGAACAGCCACUUUUCGUCCCAGUGGGAGCCUUCAUCUAGUUGAGCAGGACUUAAAUGAAUCAUCAGGGAAUGGAUCGUUAUUAUUUCUCAUUUGGAUUCUUACCUUGGAUCCAAAAUGUCUGCAGUGAACAACAGUCAAAGGAGCGUCACACUUACUUGCAUUGUAUUAUUUCCUGCUGGUGAAAUUACUGUUCCUGUUUCUAACGAAAUAGAAGGGAUUCUAAAUAAACACUGGCGCACAUUUUUAAGUAUG
Molecule: messenger RNA, 5855 nt
Organism: Leptonychotes weddellii (Weddell seal)
Lineage: Eukaryota; Metazoa; Chordata; Mammalia; Carnivora; Phocidae
Source: RefSeq, a predicted model, not a curated record